AUGUGUCGUAUGAUUCAGACAGAAUUUCACAUCUCACGUCUCAGACCAAGGGUGAAGGGCAUUAUUCACAAGUGCAAAACGUGCAUCAUCUUCAAGAAGAAGCCUUGCUCCCAGAUUAUGGCUCCGCUCCCUCUUGACAGAUGUACAAUAACACCACCAUUUCACGUGACGGGCAUAGAUUUCGCAGGGCCCUUUGAUCUCAAAAGUUCAGCUCUUCGCAGAGCCCCUCUCUUAAAGGGUUAUGUAAGCAUUUUCGUGUGCUUCUCAACAAAGGCUGUGCAUUUAGAGCCAUGCUCCGAGCUCUCCACGGCGGCAUUUGAAGCCGCCUUUUCUCGAUUCGUUGGGAGGCGAGGCCUACCUCGUAAGGUAGUAUCUGAUAAUGGCAGGAAUUUCGUGGGUGCCAGUCGAAAGAUGCUACGAGAGUUUAGGAGUUUCAUUCAGGUUGCAGCAAGCGACAUUGCUGAGAGGUACUCUACACAGGGCUUUGAGUGGCAGUUUAUACCCCCUCAUGCUCCACAUAUGGGUGGGCUUUGGGAAUCGGCCGUGAAAUGUUUUAAGCACCAUUUCAGGAGAGUGGCUGGCGCUCAUUUAUUCACGUUCGAGCAAUUUGCCACAUUACUUGCUCGUAUUGAAGGAGUUCUGAACUCUCGCCCCAUCUCUGCCGUCUCUGAGGAUCCGAAUGAUCUCACGGCGCUGACUCCCGGACAUUUUUUGAAAGGCGCUCCGAUAAUGUCAUUUCCCGAGCCUUUGGCUGGGGAUAUCUCCGUGGUAAAUAGGUGGGUGAAGUUGAAGGCCAUCCAUCACCAGUUUGCUAUACGAUGGAAAGAGGAGUAUCUGAGGACGCUGCAGAAGCGUUAUAAAUGGAAGACCACUUCUCCCAAUGUGAAGGUCGGUGAUCUUGUAGUCGUAAUGGACGAUCUACUACCGCCUAGUGACUGGCGACUGGGAAGAGUGUCUAAGACCUACAGCGGUUCCGAUAGGAACACCAGAAUUGCGGAUGUGAAGAUCGCAUCCGGGGUCAUUACUCGACCAAUCGUUAAACUAUGUCACUUACCCAUACUUGAUCAAACCCAAUAG
Messenger RNA from Stomoxys calcitrans (stable fly), 1077 nucleotides. RefSeq lists its product as uncharacterized. Gene Ontology annotation, biological process: DNA integration. The record is from RefSeq and is a predicted model, not a curated record. Bases 1 to 1077 code for a protein of 358 amino acids. NCBI's taxonomy places the organism in Eukaryota, Metazoa, Arthropoda, Insecta, Diptera, Muscidae. Gene Ontology annotation, molecular function: nucleic acid binding. The transcript has a single exon.